Messenger RNA from Penicillium maclennaniae, 474 nucleotides. RefSeq lists its product as uncharacterized. Bases 1 to 474 code for a protein of 157 amino acids. The transcript has a single exon. Lineage: Eukaryota; Fungi; Ascomycota; Eurotiomycetes; Eurotiales; Aspergillaceae. The record is from RefSeq and is a predicted model, not a curated record.
AUGGCGCACCCAGCUCCACUUCGAGUCUUAGCAAUAGUCUCGCAACGAAGUUCCCUAUUUGCCACAGCUCGCGACAGCCCCGAGGAACUGAUUCCGUUAGCCACUCGGCUGCUCAGAAGGAAUUCCUUCCUGAGAAUGUCCGACCCCAAAGAUACAAGACUGCUUGCCGUCCAAAAAUGGAGAACUCGCAUCUUCCUCGUCUUUGACAUCGCCAACACCGACUACGACGCAAGGCAGGGACAUCUCCCUGAACACAAUCAACUCCCCGUGGUCGUCACACACUUCAGCAAGAAAAAGAGCGCAUAUGCGGCCAAUCAAUGGGUAGCACGGAGGGUCAACCAUGAUAUCGCGAUGCUUCACAAUGCCAACGGUUUCAACUCUGUGCCGCCGUUCAUAGAGGACCACAGCCUGGGCAAACCCCCUGCAUAUCACAGUCCUCGAGACAUCUCCAUGUUACGGGUCACGUACAUCUAA